AUGGCCAAACUUGAGAUGUAUAAUGGUCACUAUCUGUGGCACUACAUUCCCUCGUUUCCAGCUGCCGUCGUCUUCAUCGCCCUGUUCGGUCUGUUGACGGCUGGACACGCCUUCAAGCUAGUUCGACACAGGACGUGGUUCUGCAUCCCGUUUGUCGUCGGCGGUGGUUUUGAAACAGUGGGCUAUGUCGGCAGAGCCCUGGCACACGACAAGACUGGGAAGCUGAUCCCCCAUGUCCUGCAAUCCACCCUGCUCCUGCUUGCCCCGAUUCUGUUUGCCGCAUCGCUUUACAUGACGCUCAGCAGAGUCAUCCGUGCUGUCGGCGGUCAGUCAUGCUCCAUGAUUGCUCCCCGAUGGCUCACCACCGUCUUCGUCUUCAGCGAUGUCUUCAGCUUCAUCGUGCAAGCUAGCGGUGCGGGCCUGCGCGUUCAGGCGGGG
Molecule: messenger RNA, 438 nt
Organism: Ilyonectria robusta
Lineage: Eukaryota; Fungi; Ascomycota; Sordariomycetes; Hypocreales; Nectriaceae
Product: RTA1 like protein-domain-containing protein
Exons: 2
Cellular component (GO): membrane
Source: RefSeq, a predicted model, not a curated record